Messenger RNA from Solanum dulcamara, 1066 nucleotides. RefSeq names its product protein PELPK2-like. The transcript has a single exon. The record is from RefSeq and is a predicted model, not a curated record. NCBI's taxonomy places the organism in Eukaryota, Viridiplantae, Streptophyta, Magnoliopsida, Solanales, Solanaceae. Bases 153 to 545 code for a protein of 130 amino acids.
AUGCUCCCUCACCCAACAUCUCACCAAAUCCUAGUACUCCCCCAAGAACUUUCCCUAUAAAUACCCCUUUGUUGAUGACAAUCUCAUCAAUUCAAGUCAAAACAUACACUUAAUUUCCUUGUAAUCAACACAAUCUAGCAAAUUAUAUAACAAUGGCCACUUCCAACAACUGCUCAAUCCUCUUAUUGAUGAUAGCAUUAUUGUCCAUGUCAAGCAUCACCACAAGUCAUGCUGCUCGUGGCCUACUGCAACUUCCUAACUUGCCUACAUUCCCCUCAUUGCCUCAACCAACAGUUCCAAAACCACCCAGUAUUCCAAACUUGCCAACAGCAGCCACAUUGCCACCAUUGCCAAGUGUUGCAUCAUUGCCAACAGUUCCAACAACUAAUACACCUUUACCUUCUUUGCCUACAUUGCCCUCUGUUCCAAAGAUGACUCUACCACCAAUGCCUGCCAGCAUUCCUCUGCCCAACAUGCCAUCACUUCCAAGCAUUCCCACAAUUCCAAAUAUUAUUCCUACAAUAUCACCUCCUCCAUCUAACUAAAUACUUAUCUCACAGCUUUCAACUGCGUGCUUUUUACCUAUUUACCGUAUUGGUCAUUCCUUUUUUUUCCUUUUUCUUUUGUCAUUUUAAUAUUUAUGUGAUUCUUGACAAUGUAUUGUAUCAUGUUAUACUCUGAGUUAUAUACAUUGAUUUGUCAUUUCUGUUAAUCCAAUGCAGUGUCUAAUUGCUUAUUACUGGUUCGUGUGUACUUGACUAAUAUAUUUCUUUGUAAGUCCUAUUUAGAAAACAGCCAUAUUUGGGACCCUUAUUCAGAAAAUAGCCAAAGCUUAUUAUCUUCCAAGUUUAAUUGAUUCAACGUCAACUCAGAUUUCUGAGACUGAAGUGAAAUCAUGAGUUCGACAUUUCAAAUAUCAAAAAUACAUAUCUAAAGUUCCCUAGUUUAAAAAUGCAGGCUUGAAGUUGGGGAAUUGUCGAAUCUAACUUCACACCCAGAUAAUCUUAAGUUGGCAAAUGUGUGUGUCAAUCAAACUUCAAACAAUCAAGUCUAAAUUUAGGCUUGG